Messenger RNA from Gloeophyllum trabeum ATCC 11539, 354 nucleotides. RefSeq lists its product as uncharacterized. The transcript has a single exon. Lineage: Eukaryota; Fungi; Basidiomycota; Agaricomycetes; Gloeophyllales; Gloeophyllaceae. The record is from RefSeq and is a predicted model, not a curated record. The coding region runs from base 1 to 354 and encodes 117 amino acids.
AUGUUGAUGGAUGCCUAUGAAGGCAUUCGCCUCAGGCGGGGGGCGCAGAUCUACCGGGCAGAGAGCAGUGUGCUAGAAUUUGUGAACAUGCCCAAUGGCCCGGCACAACAAGCGCGCGACGAGGCGAUGCGCGCGGCGCUUAAGCAGGCACUCCGAGACUGGGACAAUGAGGACGAAGACGUCGAUGAGUUCCUCAGGCAAACAUGGGAAGAGUGGAUUCAUAUUUUCGAUUACGACGAGCAGGAAACGAUAGAGGAUUGGUGGUUAGAGUGGGGGAACUUGAUGCACUCCGGAGAUGAUGAUGAAGAAUCUGAGCGGAACCCAGUCAUGAUAACCAUGUCUGUCUCGACAUAG